AACUGUGGCUCUGUGUUAGUGUUUUGUGUACCCUGGCGCUUAAAUCUCAUUCGGAAUUCCUCGGGAGAUGUUUUGAAACACGAUAAACGAACAACUUGACAAAUACUUGUUACACCGGAAACUACGCUGCAAACCAAUUUGAUCGACGAAAGAAUGUCAGAAGGCGAGCUUGUGUUUCCUCUGAAGUGUUCUGUACAGAACUAUGCCUGGGGUAAACUUGGCAGUGAGAGUGAAGUUGCCUCACUUCAGAAAGCUGCUGAUCCAUCUUUCCAGAUAGAUGAGGAUACGCCUUAUGCUGAGUUAUGGAUGGGAACACAUGUCAACUGCCCAUCAAAGGUAAAAACUCCCAAGGGAAGUAACCUGUCACUGAAAGACUGGAUUACCCAGCAUCCUCAGCAGCUGGGAGAGGCCGUCAGAAAAAAGUUUGGGGAUGACCUACCAUUCUUGUUCAAAGUUCUGAGUGUGAACAAAUCACUGUCUGUUCAAGCUCACCCAAACAAGGUUCAGGCAGAAAAGCUUCAUAAAACGUUUCCUGACAUUUAUAAGGAUGACAAUCACAAACCUGAACUGGCCAUUGCUCUGACGCCAUUCAAAGCAUUAUGUGGAUUCCGUCCCAUUCAGGAAGUAGCAGAGUUCCUAUCAAAGAUUGAGGAGUUGCGAGCUGUAGUGGGAGGACCCAAGGCCUGUAAACUGAUCUCAGCCAGUAAGACCCCGGACAUGCCCCUCCAGAGGGAAGCCAUGAAAGACUGCUUCACUGCAUUGAUGAAACGAGAUCCAGAGACUGUCCAAUCAGAGCUCAAACUCCUCAUAAACAGACUACAAAAUCUAGACAAUGCUGGAACAGACACCAGUGUGUUUGAGAGUGAGGUUCUCUAUAAGUUAUACAAGGAGUUCCCUGGAGAUGUGGGCUGUUUUACUGUGUACUUCCUUAAUGUCAUAACACUUCAACCUGGAGAGAGCAUGUUCCUGGAGGCCAAUCUACCUCACGCUUAUCUCUCAGGGGAUACAAUGGAGUGCAUGGCUUGUUCAGACAAUGUGGUGCGAGCAGGACUGACUCCUAAAUUCCGAGAUGUUCACACACUGUGUGAAAUGUUAGAUUAUACAGGGAAACCAGCAAACAAAACCAAGUUCACAGGAAAGUCCGUCACAGAGGAAAAAGUCACAAUAACGACCUUCAGCCCAGCAAUACGAGACUUUGCUGUCAAAAAAUUCCAGACCAGCCCUGGAUGUACCUCUCUGCGGCUCCCAGCUUUACCCAGCCCAAGUAUUACCAUUGUGAUUCAAGGAAAUGGAAUUGCCAACAAUGCAACAUUGGAGUCGUCACUUCCUGUGAAUCGGGGCGAGAUCUUCUUCUCAGCAGUUAAUCAGGAGGUAACAAUAGACGUGUCGUCGGAGUCCAUGAUUCUGUUUCAGGCUUACGCUGCUGUUUAGAGGCAUUCAGACACAACAGAAGUGCCUGACUUUAGAUCCCUCUCUUAACUUGGCAAUUUAUUUAUAGCAUAAAUCCCAGUACUAUUUUUUUGUAUAUUGGAAGUUUUUCCCUAGCUAGGCUGAUUUCUUUGUUCUAAUUUAUAAUCUCUUAACAGCUGUAUAUGAUGUUGAUUGUUUGAUUUAUUGCAGUAAAAUAUGCCAACUGUUAUGAUUUCACUCAGAUGAACUAAACUCAACAAGUUGCAAACAAAUGAACAUAAUUCAGAAUUAAAACUUUUGUGAGGAAUGUUACCAGUCUGAGAAUGGAAAUUUCUAUUGAUAUGUUAAAACUUUAAUUAUUACUUGUAAUGUGACUUGAAUACAUAUAGUUUAUAUUGUAUGGGGUAUUAUUUAUAUUGGUGCAUUAUUCCUCUGAUUUUUGUGAUGCAUGUUAACAAUUUAUGUUAAGCUAAGCUUUAAAUUUUUAGACUGUUUUUUUUACUGAUGUGUGUUUAUUUUAUUUGUUCUGUAUCUGAUAAAAUUACAAAACUUUUGUUUCUGUGUCUGAUGGAUCAUGAGUGUUAUUAUGAUUUGGAGUCAUGUUUUUGUUGUUGAUGGAGGAGAAACCAAAGUUUUUUUUAGGUCACCUGAGUCACUCAGGUGACCUAUUGCUAUCUGUUUUUGUCUGUCGUCGUUCGUCGUUCGUUGUCAAUCGGUCGUAAACUUUUGAACAUUUUUAGCUUCUUCUCUGGAACCACUGAACCAAUUUCAACCAAUUUCGGCAUAUAGCAUUUAUGGGUGAAGGGGAGUAAAAAUUGUGAAAUUCAUGGCCCCUGCCCCCCUGGGGCCUGAGGGGUGGGGCUAAAACCAUCAAAAUUAAUGCAAUCUUUAAAAAUCUUCUUCUUUACUCCUGGACAUCAAGCAGUCAAACUGUUGGCAUCAUUGUAAUAAGCAUUGAGCCCUCUACCAAAAUUGUGAAAUUCAUGGCCCCAGGGUCAGGGGUUCUGGUGCUAGGGCGGGGCUCUAAUGAUUAUAUAGUGAAAAUGCAUUAAUUCUUUAAAAAUCUUCUCCUCUGCUCCUGGGUAUUAAGCCGAUGAAUUAAGUACAUAGUUAUGAUGAGCAAGAGUGCCUCUUCAAAAAUUGUGAAUUUCAUGGCCCCUGGGUCAGGGGUUCUGGUGUUAGGGCGGGGCUCUAAUGAAUAUAUAGUGAAAAUGCAUUAAUUCUUUGAAAAUCUUCUCCUCUGCUCCUUGAUAUUAAGCCGAUGAAUUAAGUACAUAGUUAGGAUGAGCAAGAGUGCCUCUUCCAAAAUUGUGAAUUUCAUGGCCCCUCUUGGCGAAGGGUUCCGUGUGGGGGGGGGGGGGGGGCUUUUUUUCUAUAUACUGAAAAUAAAUUAAUGCUAUGAAAAUCUUCUCUGCUCGUGGGUAUUGAGCUGAUGAACUAAGUACAUAAUUAUGAUGAGCAAGAGUGCCUCUUCCAAAAUUGUGAAUUUCAUGGCCCCUUGGUCAGGGGUUCCAUGUGUGGGGGGGGGGGGGGCUUAUUUAUUAUAUACUGAAAAUAAAUUAAUGCUUUGAAAAUCUUCUCCUCUGCCCCUUGGUAUUAAUUAAACAAACUAAAUACAUAGUUAUGAUGAGAAAGGAUGCCUCUUCCAAAAUUUUGAAUUUCAUGGCCCCUGGGUCAGGUGUUCUUGAGCUUGGGUGGGGUUCUAUUGAUUAAUAAGCAAAAUGCAUUAAUGCUUUGAAAAACUUCUCCUCUGCCCCUGAGUACUAAGCAAACAAGCUAAAUGCAAUAAUAUCAAUGUAAAUACAUGCAUUAAAUUUAAUUAUAAGUAAAUGUGCCUUUUCUUUGCUUGUGGUUAUCUAGGAGGCAGAGUACACAAUUGUGAUGUGAAGCAAAUGAGAGUUACUCCCCUUUGCUAAAUAUUGUUAAUCAAGAAAUCCUUGUAUAUAAUUUAAUUAACAGGUUAUUUGAUUGAUUGAGAAUACAAGAAAGAAUGUUAUAUAUAUAUAGAAACAAAAUAAAAUGAAUGUUUGGUUUAAAUGAGCAAAGUAUGCUCAAAGUCAGAUUCUUGCCUGGAAAGCAGUAUAAAAGAUUGACAUAAAAGAUUAUUUAUAUAUUUAGCAAAAGUUGUAAUUGUACACAGUAUGUAUACUAUGUGGUGAUCUAAGUUAGUGUCACUUAUAGAGGAGUUGUGGUUGACAGGAGACUGGAUGUUGUUUUAUACUUUAUCAAAGUGAACAAAGAAUCGCAGAAUGCCAGAUUGACUUAUUGUAAUUAGUGACAAGUGGCAAAUAACCACGUUGUAUAUACCCAAGUCUGUGUGUACUGAAUUGUAGCACUAGGCAAGUGACAAAAAAAAUAUCUGUAUAUAUUGAAUACCUUACACAAUAGGCAAGUGUUCUUUGCAUUUGUAUAUUUUGCAUUCAUUAUCAUCCCUGUAAGACUUGGGAAAACCAAGUAUGAUCCAAAGGAGAUCAAUCGGGUCUAGCACAUUACAAUAAGCAAGGGUAUUUUUACCAGAUUUUUAGCUCACUUCGACGAAGUCGAGAUGAGCUUAUGCUAUACCUCCGACGUUGGCGUCCCGGUUAAAGUUUUAGGAGCAAGUCCACUCCCAAGUAACUAUAAGCCCUACCUGAACCAAACUCGCAUGGAUGAUGCAUCUAGGGAUGGACACUACCACACUUGCUUCGGAUGCUGGAUCUGACCUAGAUUUUCCAGAUGAGUGACCAAGUUAAAGUGUUUGGAGCAGGUCUUUUUCCAAGUAACUAUAAGUCUUACUUAAACCAAACUUGCAUGGAUAUUGAUCUUGGGAUGUAUACUAACUAGAAAAAAAUAUGAUGUGAGAUUUGCCUUACUUAUAGAUAACAUUUGUCGAGGUGAGCUUCAUAAUCUUUGAUUACCUAUGUUUGAAAUUCUUUAGCAACAUUGCUUCGUCUAUCAGUUAAUUUUGUUUUAUACUUCCAUGGAUCCUUUAGUGUUGUAUUAUACUCAGGUGACUGUUAAGGCCCUUGGGCCUCUUGUUUUGUUUAUUUUAUCAAAAUGCAAUAAAGGGCAUAUAAUGAAAUAGCAUGAUUGUUUUAUUUUUAGGUUAUCUGGGCUACUUUGUGGUUUAUAGCUCGAAUGGAGUUUUUUAUUUAAUAUUAUUUCAUUAUUAUUAUCAAAGUUUUAAUCAUAUUUAGUUUCUUUUAAUCUUUCCACAAGAUUAUGGGAGUAUAGUGUCCCCUACUAAUUUGUGUAAUGUUCUAAAUAGUAACUAAAAUAUAACUACCAAUGUUUCAAAAUUUAAUGAGAUGUAGAAGAACUUUGUUGGUGAUAUGAUCAAAUCUUGUGAAGCACAGGCUUUUCAAUAUAUCUGUUCUGUACCAAGUUUAUUUCCCAGAAGAAGACGUUAAUGGUAACCUAACAAUAAAACUUUAUCAUAAA
Molecule: messenger RNA, 4830 nt
Organism: Saccostrea echinata
Lineage: Eukaryota; Metazoa; Mollusca; Bivalvia; Ostreida; Ostreidae
Product: mannose-6-phosphate isomerase-like
Exons: 8
Coding region: 154-1431 (425 amino acids)
Biological process (GO): GDP-mannose biosynthetic process; carbohydrate metabolic process
Cellular component (GO): cytosol
Molecular function (GO): zinc ion binding; mannose-6-phosphate isomerase activity
Source: RefSeq, a predicted model, not a curated record